CACGUCCCCUUACGGAUGGACCUCCUUUUCUUCCUCCCUGCGUCAACCUCACUGCAAACGAACCUUGCAUCUCCUGCUUCGAUCCACCCAAUUCUUCUCCAACUCAAACCCUAGAAGCAAUCACUUGGCAUCACCCCGGCGAACCGCAGAGCUCCAAUUCCAGCCCCGGCCGGGCCAUCUAUUGGCUACUGUUAUCUCUAGCGCCGGAUUCGGCUUCGGCGCGAUGUCUUGGGCCGGGCCCGACGAGAUGCUCCUCUCCACCUCCCUGGCUGGCUUCUUAGACAAGAAACUUAUUGUCCUACUACGAGAUGGACGAAAGCUACUUGGCACGCUCUGCUCAUUUGAUCAGUUUGCAAAUGUUGUUCUUCAGGGUGCAUGUGAACGAGUAAUUGUAGGAGAAUUAUAUUGUGAUGUUCCUCUUGGUCUGUAUGUGAUCCGGGGAGAGAAUGUUGUAUUAAUUGGAGAAUUGGAUCGUGAGAAGGACGAACUCCCUAGUCACAUGACUUGCGUCUCAGAGGCUGAUAUAAGAACGGCUGAGAAAGCAGAAAAGGAAGCAAGAGAUCUGAAAGGCACGAUGAGGAAGAGGAUGGAGUUCCUAGACUUUGAUUAAAAUCCAUUGGUCUCCUUGAUAGUUGUUGACCCUUUGUGGCCGCUGGUUUUUUAUGGCGGCUCUUGCUAUAUUUAUGGGUAAAUGGAAGCCCUUGGUUGCACUCUGCCUCAUAUGCUUCUUGUUUAGCCAAAUGAAUUGGAUCGGGGAGUUUCGGUGAACAGCUUGUUUUUCAGUAGCAGUGCAUCAUGUAUUCUUGUAUUCCUACAGUUUCGCUUUUCUUGGGAGCUCCUAUCUCGCCCUGCAUUUGUAUUUUCAUGUUCCUUUUACCUUUCUGUUUUCUUUUUCCAAUGGCAUUAUGACCCCGCAGGAUCGUUCGGCUGUCAUGUCUGGGUUUGUGCAAUAAUAUCUCCAGUCUGUUUC
Molecule: messenger RNA, 970 nt
Organism: Brachypodium distachyon (stiff brome)
Lineage: Eukaryota; Viridiplantae; Streptophyta; Magnoliopsida; Poales; Poaceae
Product: sm-like protein LSM1B
Exons: 5
Coding region: 224-610 (128 amino acids)
Biological process (GO): deadenylation-dependent decapping of nuclear-transcribed mRNA
Cellular component (GO): P-body; Lsm1-7-Pat1 complex
Molecular function (GO): RNA cap binding
Source: RefSeq, a predicted model, not a curated record